AUGUCACAGAAGCCAUCAAAGCCGGCCACUGGGGCAGGCCUCAUAGCACAAGUAGGGACAACAAUAGCGCACGGAGUCAUCUCAUCCACCGUUGCAGCGGCCAAGCCCAGCUCCUCCAAGCCCAUUCCUCCGAUAAAACCCGCACCGUCUGGCCUUCCCCCUCCUCCGCCCCCUGGACAAGCCGGGUCCUCCAGCGCAGCAGCACCAGCGCAAAAACCAAGCCCGUCUAAAGCUCCUACUCCCCUACCACAAGCUAGCUCUUCCCAACCAGCCCCCGCACAGAAGCCAACGCAAGCUAAUCCUCCUCCCCCAACUAACCCCGCGUCUACUACCAAAAACAGCACGAGCUCUUCCCAGCCAGCCCCCGCCCAAAAGCCAACACAAGCCACUCAACCUCCUCCCGCAUCAAAGCCCACAUCUACCACCAAACCCAGCAAGGUCAAGGCAGUCGUCAAAACCGACUGCGUCAUAACCAGCAUCUGGCGCGUCCGCAACGUCGUUUCCGGCACUCCAUCCCCGCGCACCACCAUAAUUUCGCAGCUCGCCGAGAACCCCGUGGUAGCGAUGGGACUGCACUGGAACCUCAGCAACACACAAGCCGUAGGGGAAUCUUUGGCCAAAGGCGUAAACCCCGAAGAAAUCGAGACGCUGGUCAAAGUGUGGGAUCGGCAGCACUACGCAGAUUUCGUUGGCGACGACGAUGCGGUGGUGGAUGUGAAGACGUUGACGACGAAGGCGAAAGUGCCCACUGGUGUGGUGUUCGGGCUGGGGUACGCGGCGACGCCGAAUCAUUGUGUUACGGGCAAGAUAGAGAGCGGGGCGUUGCGCUUGACGGACUUUCAGGCGGAUCCGAAGGGCAAGGACGUUACGGCUGCUGUGAUGGGUAAGCCGUUGAUUUGCGUGUUCUGGUGGGAUAGGGGGAGUGCGGUGAAGAAGGUGCAGGAUCCGAUGGCUGCGCAUGGGUAUCAGUUUUGA
Messenger RNA from Bacidia gigantensis, 975 nucleotides. RefSeq lists its product as uncharacterized. Lineage: Eukaryota; Fungi; Ascomycota; Lecanoromycetes; Lecanorales; Ramalinaceae. The transcript has a single exon. Bases 1 to 975 code for a protein of 324 amino acids. The record is from RefSeq and is a predicted model, not a curated record.